Physella acuta is the source of this 1635-nucleotide messenger RNA. RefSeq names its product cytochrome P450 4F8-like. The record is from RefSeq and is a predicted model, not a curated record. NCBI's taxonomy places the organism in Eukaryota, Metazoa, Mollusca, Gastropoda, Physidae. Gene Ontology annotation, molecular function: heme binding; iron ion binding; monooxygenase activity.
AUGCUACACACAGUAUUAUGUUGUAUACAGCUGUUGGCUGUCAACUCCCUCUCAAUAGUUCAGUUCUCUAAUAGAAGGGUUGUAGUCUAUGGGGACAAGUCGGUUCUUUGUCACGUGGAAUCCCAAGGAGCCCAACACAUGUUGAUGCUACUUGAAGUCAACGUUAAAGAUUUAGAACCAAGUUGGUGUCGAGAGUUGAAGAUGUUGUUGCUGUAUGUGUCUAUAGCUGUUGUGACGUUUGUUGUGGUGAGAUACGUGAGGAGAAACAUUCAGUACAGGAAACUGUUUUUUCAGCUACCCAUAGCAGCGGAGUAUAGGUACACCACGGGAACAUUGCACGCAUAUCCAGGACGUAAUGAAGAAGGCAUGGCGACUGACUUUAUCAAAGCUCAAAAACAUUGUUUUUGUCACGUGGAGUGGUUAGGUCCCCUGCAGCCGGUCAUUGUCGCCUAUCAUCCGGACACGAUAAGGGCCAUAAUCAAAUCGUCAGCCCACAAGCCCCGUGGCUCCCUACUCUCAUCUCCCUACGACAUGGGCUUACGCUGGCUAGGCGAGGGCUUGCUGAUCUCCAAUGGCGGGAAAUGGGCAAGAAGUCGUCGUCUGCUGACCCCCGCCUUCCAUUUCGACAUUCUCAAACAAUAUGUGGACAUUUACAACACAUGCGCAGAUAUUAUGCUCGGUAAAAUACAGACUCUGUCGAUGAAAAAAGAACCGUUUGAUAUCUACUCACUAAUCAACUUGGAUGCUCUUGACGUCAUCCUGAGAUGUGCGUUUUCUUACCUGUCUAACUGUCAGCUUGACGAAAAGCCCCGUUAUCACAUUGAGUUCCUGUACAGCUUCACGGAACACGGUAGAAAGUUCUACAAACUUUGUGAUGUGGCACACGCCGUGGAGGAAGAAAUUAUCGCUAAACGAAAGAAAGAAUUGGAGAGAUCUUCUGUGCCAGUCUCUAACAGGAAGGUCAAGGAUUUCUUAGACACACUUCUCACAGCACGAGAUGAAGACGGGAAUGGAAUGACGGCGUUAGAGAUACGAAACGAGGUGGACACUUUCUUGUUUGGGGGCCACGACACGACGGCCAGCGGGAUGACGUGGACACUGUACGAGCUGGCCAAACACCCAGAGCACCAGGAGAGGAUUUACGACGAGGUCAAGGACGUCUUGGACGGCAGGGAGCAUCUGGACUGGAAUGAUCUUCCAAAACUGGAGUUCACAACGAUGUGCAUUAAAGAAGGUCUCAGGCUUCACUCGGCUAUUCCAGCUAUUGAGAGAACAACGGUGGGAGAGUGUGUGAUUAAUGGAAUUUCAUUUCCUGCUGGUAACUACACCACAAUCCAGCUGUGGAUACUACACCACAAUCCACACAUUUGGGAGGAUCCACACGUUUACAACCCAGAGAGGUUUCACCCAGACAACCAGGCCAACAUGGAUCCGUUCCAGUUCCUUCCGUUCUCCGCGGGGUCAAGAAAUUGCAUAGGCCAGAACUUCGCUAUGAAUGAAAUGAAGACUACGAUAGCCAGAAUAAUUAGGAAAUUUAGACUGACCGUGGAUCAGAAGAAUAAUGUACGACGUUUACCGAUGGUCACCAUGAAGCCAGAGAACAAAGUCUUGUUGUUCGCUUCGGCCAGGGAUUAG